UGACAGUGUUGAGUAGUUGAUCCUUUUCACGAAGCGCAAUUUUUCGGUUGCAGGAAUGAAUUCUUGUGUUUCGAAAUAGCUUUUAAAUAAUUUAAUAAAACACUACAAUAUACGAAUAUGGAAACGAUCAAACCCCCAACGGCUCACUUGGCAGCAUUGGAAUCUCAUUUUGGUCAUUCCAAUUUUAGACCGAUGCAGUGGACUAUCAUUCGCUCUAUCAUAGAGGAUCGGCAAGACAAUUGCGUCAUAAUGGCAACAGGAUAUGGAAAAUCACUUACCUACCAAUAUCCAUCGGUUUUUCUCCAAAAGCUAACAAUCGUAAUUUCACCGUUAAUCAGUUUGAUGGAAGAUCAGGUUCUGUCUUUAAAUUUAAGCAACAUACCGGCUUGUCUGCUAGGUUCCGCACAAAGAGCGAAUCCCAUUCCAGAUAUCAAGGCUGGCUUGUUUCGGAUAGUUUACUUGACUCCAGAGUACGUCACUGGGGAUGCGGGAAAAUAUCUGCUAGAGCAAGUUAAUGAUCAGCUGGUGUUGAUUGCGAUUGACGAAGCUCAUUGCCUAAGCAAGUGGGGUCACGAUUUUCGACCGGCAUACAGACAUCUGGGUCUAAUUCGUAGGAUUUGUCCGCGGGUUCCUAUUCUAGCCGUAACUGCGACUGCAACACCGAACGUCCGAGAAGAUAUUGUUUCCAGUCUAGGAUUGCGCAACCCGCAAGUUCUAUGCACUGGGUUCGAUCGGCCCAAUCUGACUUUUCACGUCAAAAUGAAGGGUACUCUUGGUGUGUGGGAGGAUUUACGAACGUUGCUUAGCAAAAACACAGAAGGUAGUGUUAUUAUUUACUGCUUAACCCGGAAACAAACGGAAGAGAUUGUAGAACUGUUGAAAAGUAAAAAUAUUGACUGUGAGCCAUAUCACGCAGGACUUUCACUGAAACAGAGACAACAGGUGCACGAAAGUUUUGUCCGGGAUCGCAUUCAGAUUAUUGUAGCUACGAUAGCUUUUGGAAUGGGAAUCGAUAAACCGGACGUAAGAUUGGUUAUCCAUUUCGGCGCUUCGAAAGACUUGGAAAGUUACUAUCAGGAAGCAGGCCGAGCUGGUAGAGAUGGACAACCGUCGAAAUGUGUUAUGUUUUGGAGUCGUGCUGAUUUCAAAACUCACGAGUUUUUAAGAGAACACAGCCAAGGUGGGGUUCAGAAAAACCUUGAAGCAUUGUCUAAGAAAAUGCACGAAUAUUUGGACACUAGAGAUUGCAGACGGCUAUUCAUUUUGCGAUAUUUCGAGGGAAACAACGUAAAAAUUGAUCCUCGAAAGCAAUGCUGUGAUAACUGUGACCGAACGGUUGGUGGAGUCAAAGACAGUGAUCGAUAUGAGGGAAUCGACGAAAAUGGAAAUUACGAUUUUAGUAAAGACACGGAACAUUUACUAAAGGCUAUCGAAGCCUUCGGCGGGGGAACAGGUGUGGCGCUGCCAAUUGCAUUGCUGCGUGGUUCUAAAAGUAAGAAAUUGAACGAUCACUAUCUGAAAAAUCCACUACACGGAGUCGGGAAGUCACGGGAUGAAGACUGGUGGAAAGCUUUGGCAACUUUACUUGAAAGAGAGGGCUUUCUAAAUAAGAUUAAAUUACCCAACAAUUAUAACAAGUUUGCGGUAAUUUACAAGGUUCAGCUAACUCCGACGGCCAGGAAAUGGCUUGAAACGUCGAAUCGGAAACUGCCAAUGAAGCCAACGGCCGAAAUGUUCAAAUCUCUUCGAUUGGUACGAGCGCAACCGUUGUUCGAUACAUUCGUAGAUUUCCAAAGCCAACCAAAGGCGACCUUUAAACUGUUACCGCCACCUGGCAGCAGUAGUACUUCUCAAGUGCUCGACCAGUCGUCUAUGCCAAAGCAGGACCUUGUUCAGGACAUGGUGAAGAGUCUACUGAAGAAACGGUCCGAGCUUGCCACCACAUACGAGUGUAUGCCUUACAUGAUUGCCUCGAAUCAAGCUCUUCACCAGAUGGCUACUGCCAGGCCAUUGAAUUUGGAUGAGAUGAAACGUGCCAAACUGGAUGGAUUCUCCGAUAUUAAAAUCCAAAAGUUUGGAAAAGAGUUUUUGGCUUGUAUUCAACAAAAGUUGAACUUACCCACGAAAAGCGAUGGCACAGAUGGUUUAUCUACCAUCCAACAAGCCCUGCAGCAUUAUCCUCUAGCGAAAGGUAAAUUUUCACCCACACAUCAGACAACGUGGAACCUGUGGUUAGAAGGCCGCUCAGUUGCGGAUAUUGCCAAGUUUCGAAGUCUGGCUGAAGCGACGGUUACAAGCCAUUUAUGCGAAGCAAUUAAACAUGGUUUUUUUUUCGGUUGGAAAGAUUUCUCUCGAGUGGACGUUGAUCGGAAAAUGUUUGAGCACAUCAAAUCGACCCUUCCACCGAAUCUGGAUGGAGUCAAGUUAACUGACAUUAAAAAUCGUUGCCUCCCUCACGUUACAUUCGAUCAAAUAAAACUAGUCCUGACAUACGUUCAGUUGAGGAACCAUCUAAAAUCACAUAAUAUCCAGGUUGAAAAUGAUGCGGCUGCUCCAGCUGCUCCGAAAAUGAUGCCAGUUCCAUCCGCGGAUAACCUUUGGGGUGAUGAAGAUGAGGAUGAGCUAACCGUUGCAGACAGCAGCUUUGAUGAAAUUGAUCGUAUGUGUGAAAAAGCAACUAACAGUCAGAAAGGGAAUGAAAAAGUGCCAAUUCCCGGAAGCAUCACUAUUGAUGACGAUGAGGAGGAUAUCGAUUUGGAUGAAAUUGCUGCACUAGAACAGGCCGUCAUUAAUGGAGAUGAUGCUUCUUUUGAUGGGGCUAAGAGCUCUCAAGCAAACGCUGCUACCACAAAACAACUUUCCAAUUCAAGACGUAUCAUCUACGAUGAUAGUGAUGAUGACGCUGAACAACCACCAAAGGGUCCCAGUCCACGUAAACAGGCUAAGCUUGAACCUGUGGUAGAUGUAGCGAAACCCACAUUCCAAUUUAAAACGGCUAGCAGUGCGGCAGUACCGUGCAGUAGGUUGUCUAACAGAAAAAUAAUCUACGACGAUAGUGAUGACGAUGAUGAAGAUAUUGCAAAAACGGAAGCAAUGCCUUUACCGAGGAGAAGGAUUUCUUGAGCAAUUUCUGCGAUUAAAUGCAACUGUUAAAUCAAGUUAAUAAUAAAUGUUUUAUUCGUGAAAAA
Molecule: messenger RNA, 3188 nt
Organism: Malaya genurostris
Lineage: Eukaryota; Metazoa; Arthropoda; Insecta; Diptera; Culicidae
Product: bifunctional 3'-5' exonuclease/ATP-dependent helicase WRN-like
Exons: 3
Coding region: 118-3123 (1001 amino acids)
Biological process (GO): double-strand break repair via homologous recombination; telomere maintenance; DNA replication
Cellular component (GO): cytoplasm; chromosome; nucleoplasm
Molecular function (GO): four-way junction helicase activity; ATP binding; nucleic acid binding
Source: RefSeq, a predicted model, not a curated record